UCUAUCAAGUUUCUGACCGUCGGAUAUUUGGUUAAUGGACACAUUUCUGCUUUGAAAUGUCAUUUCAGAUUUGUACGUUCAAUUGGCGGCAUAGAAAGUUUCUAAUGGUUCCAAGAACGGUGAAGACGAAGUCCGACUGCUGGAUACCCAGUUCUAACAAUGGGAAUUCAACCAACCGAUGUAGCAGCAAUGUAACCUUUCUUGAAGUUCAAAAUGGUUUGGAAUUAAAUGAAACUUAAGUGGACAGCGCCUCAAAACAAGCACGUCGUCCCCUCUGACUUUAGCACGGUCGGCGAGCGUUGGCUGCAAAGUUAAGGGUAUGGCUUUAUGAGAUGGGAGAGUAUGUCACGGUAAUCGCUCGUAUUUUAUGUUGGCUUUACCCAUUGUCAGUCAUGUAUUAUAUUCUAGUACUGUAAACUGAAACGUCAAAAAAAUAAUAAUAAAAUCACACAUGCGUUCCAAUUUCCCUUUUAGGAUGAAUCCUCUCCAUUCCUCUGGUUCUGGUGCUUGGUCUCCCAUCCUCUCCAUUCCUCUGGUUCUGGUGCUUGGUCUCCCAAAGCCGACAUGUCAGAGCCCACUCCUGUCGCCAUCAGCCAAUGGGCCGCCGCCGCCGAGAUGCCGCCUGACACCGCCAGCUGACUCGUUAUUGUUCUCCCGUGCGUACUUGCUCUUCUUAUUCGCCGGAUGGAUGUGAGCCAGGGUGUCGUGGAGCGGGUCCUUCUGCCGGAGUGACACGUUUGAGGAAAAGGCCUCACCCGCCGGAUCCACGCGACUCCAGACGCUGAGACGCAAACAUGUGGGAGGAGAGCUUUGAUAAGGAGCAGGACGUGGGCCAAAACCUGGACUACUCGCCCGUGUCGUGGCGUGAGUAUUUCGACCAAAUGGAGGAUGUGAGCGUGGGCCAGGCCGACAGCCGAGACGUCUUUAGGGUUUACAAAGCGGGAUGUGAGGGCCCCCUGCUGGUUCUUCUGCACGGAGGAGGACACUCGGCCCUGUCCUGGGCCGUCUUCACCACCGCCAUCGCUGCCAGAGUGGGCUGCCAGGUGCUCGCCAUGGACCUCAGGGGUCACGGUGACACUCUGGUCCGCCAAUCGGAUGACUUCUCCACUCAAACCAUGUCCAGCGACGUAGCCAACGUGGUCCGAGCCUGCCACGGCGAGAUCCCUCCCCCCGUGGUCCUGAUUGGCCACGGUGUCGGCGGCGCCAUCGCGGUGCACACAGCGAGCAAUGCACUAAUGCCCACCACGGUGGGACUUGUGGCCAUCGAUGUCGUGGAGGGAAGUGCGAUGGAGGCGCUUCACAGCAUACAGAACUUCCUGAAGGGAAGACCUAAGUCCUUCAAGUCUAUGGACCACGCCAUUGAGUGGAGCGUCAAGAGCGGACAAAUCCGUAACCUGGAAUCCGCCAGAGUGUCUAUGGUUGGUCAGAUCAAAAGGUGUGAGGCGGAGGAGACCGACAUGCUGGAGCGGGCCGGCCCGGUCAAGGACGUGGUGGAGGAACGCAAUGAGGAGUUCUACGACCGAAGCUACGUCGAUGAAGAGGAGAACGCCGCCACAGAGGCCAGCGUCGGCGAAGGCCAGAGUGUCUACAAAUGGCGCAUAGAUCUGUCCAAGUCUGAGAAGUACUGGGACGGCUGGUUUCGAGGAACCUCCAACCUGUUUUUGGCCUGCAACCUGCCCAAACUCCUCCUGUUGGCAGGAAUUGACCGGCUGGACCGAGACCUGACCAUUGGUCAGAUGCAAGGUAAAUUCAUGAUGCAGGUGCUGCCACCCUGUGGUCAUGCAGUGCAAGAAGACAAUCCAGACAAAGUAGCUGACGCCGUGGCCGCGUUCCUGUUGCGACACAAGUUCACGGAAACCAGAAGCGAAAGAACGAGUCCACGCUCUUCUUUGGGGAGCUGAGGUCCACUG
This is a messenger RNA of Phyllopteryx taeniolatus (common seadragon), 1910 nucleotides long. Its product is annotated as protein phosphatase methylesterase 1-like. Gene Ontology annotation, molecular function: protein methylesterase activity. Lineage: Eukaryota; Metazoa; Chordata; Actinopteri; Syngnathiformes; Syngnathidae. The coding region runs from base 795 to 1901 and encodes 368 amino acids. Gene Ontology annotation, biological process: protein demethylation. The transcript has 13 exons. The record is from RefSeq and is a predicted model, not a curated record.